CGCCAAAUAAAUACGGGCGCGAAGUUGAGGACAAUAUUCAUUUGGUAUUACCAUAUUGAACGUUACCAGUGCAAAAAAAUCAAAAUGUUCAAGCAUUUCUUUGUUUUCGUUGUGUGCAUCAUCGCUAUGAUGAUUGGAAACAGCAUGCAGCAGAUUCCUGGUGCUGGAGGAUUCGCUGGUGCUCCCGCCGCAGCAAUGGGAGCCGGUAUGGCGGCUGCAACUGGUGCAAUGGGGGCCGGUGUGGGGGCUGCAGGUGGCGCUAUGGGGGCUGGUAUCGAGGCUGCAAAGACCGCAAUGGCAGCCGGCGCAGCAACUGCAGGAGCUGGCAUGGGAGCUGCAGCUGGUUUCGGAGCAAUGGGCUAAACAACAAACUGGAAUCAUCAAAAUAAUCUCUUCUGCGUAUAAAUAAUAAACGAAUUUGAAACUGCA
Helicoverpa armigera (cotton bollworm) is the source of this 429-nucleotide messenger RNA. RefSeq names its product circumsporozoite protein. The coding region runs from base 85 to 363 and encodes 92 amino acids. Lineage: Eukaryota; Metazoa; Arthropoda; Insecta; Lepidoptera; Noctuidae. The record is from RefSeq and is a predicted model, not a curated record. The transcript is spliced from 4 exons.